CCGGAGCGGGAGGGGGCGCCCCCUCAAGUGAUCGGCCGGUGACCAGGCCUCUUUCACCCCCCCCUCCUCCGGCCCGCCGCUCCUGCGCCCGCGGGCCGCGGGGAACCGGCCGCGGUGGGGCCCGUGGGAGGGGGGCGGCCCGAGGGGGAGGCCGGGGGCCUGGGGGCAGAGGCACCCCCCCCCCCCCAAACAGCCCCCCGGGGGUACGUGUCCCACACCGUCCUCCUGCGCAGGCAGCAGCCGCCCGCUGAGGGCCGUGGUGUGGGCUGGCUUCGGGGGAGCCCGGGCCCUGCCAGGCAGCGCCGCCCCCUCCCCCUCCCUGAGCGGUGUCCUGGCCAGGGCGGGGUGGCGCUGGACUCCCGUCACAGGGUUGGGGCACCUCGGAGCCGCGGUGUGGCAGGCCUUCCCAACGGGCCUGCCGAAGCCUUUGGAUGGCAGGCUCCCUGUCCCCCCAGUGCCUGUGGGAUGGAGACGGAGCUGGCAAACCCUUGGAUGGAUGAGGAUGCUGCAGGGUCUCCCUGCCAGCACCUGGACAGGGCAGCCCGAGGAAGGGAUGAGCCAAGCUCAGCCACAGACAGUGGAACAGACUUCGUGGCUCCUUUGGCAGGCCCGGGGACUGAGGGGUGAUGGCGGACGAGCUGCUCAUGAAGGUGCGGACAGCCUUUGUGGAGCGUGUGAGCAAGCCGCUGAUCUCUAGACUGCUGGACGAGCUGCUGGCCCAAGGGGUGCUGAGCCUCGAGGAGGUGGAUGAAGUGCAGGAUAGAUACGUGGUGCGCACUGACAAGGCCCGCUGCCUCAUUGACACUGUGCGCCUGAAGGGCCCCAAGGCCAGCCAGAUCUUCAUCAACAACCUCAGGAAGCACGAUGGCACCUUGGCAGAGCAGCUGGGUCUGGCUGCUGACUCGGGGCUUCCUGGUGCGCAGCUGGCCUCCCCCAGCACUGAGGCCCCCCUUGGGCCCCCCAUCAGCAUCCAGGGCCAGCAGUGGAUCCGGCAGUGCUCCCUGAGCGAGUACCAGCGCAUCAGGGACACAGAGGGAGACCAGAUCUAUCCUAUCCAUCUACCGCGGGAGACGCGAACCCGUAGGGCCCUGCUCAUCUGCAACAUUGAGUUUGAGCACUUGAGCCGGCGGGAUGGGGCUGAAGUGGAUGUAAAGGGGAUGACAGAGCUGCUGGAAGGGCUGGGCUACAUAGUGGACAUCCAUUGCAACUUAACUUCCCAGGGGAUGGCUACAGUCAUGAAGGAUUUUGCAGAUCACAAAGACCACUGGACCUCUGACAGCACCUUCCUGGUCUUCAUGUCCCAUGGGGUCAGGGCUGGGCUCUGCGGGACCAAGAGCAGAGGCGAGACCACAGACAUCCUUUCCCUUGACACCAUCUACGAGAAAUUCAACAACAAGCACUGCCGGGGACUGCUGGGCAAACCCAAACUGGUCAUUAUUCAGUCCUGUCGUGGAGACAAGGUAGGGUUCGUGAUGGUGAGCGACUCUGCAGACCCUGCCAUGCCCGCUUCCAGCUCAGCUCACACGAUCCCUGCAGGGCUGGAAGAUGACGCAAUCUGUGAAGUCCACCUAGAGAGUGAUUUUGCCACUUUACAUUCCUCCACGCCUGAUACUGUCUCCUGGAGAAGCCCAAAAACAGGCUCCAUUUUCAUCCAGCGCCUGAUAGAGCAGUUUCGAAACCAUGCCUGUAACAGUGACUUACAGGAGCUCUUCCGAAAGGUCCAAUAUUCCUUUGGAAAAUUCCCUCAGCAGUUGCCAUCACAAGAACGGACUACAAUGCUCAGGAAGUUCUACCUCUUCCCAGGCUGCUGAUCUCCUUGCCCAUGGUGAAAAAAUAAUACACAGAUAGCAAGUGUUUGAAUUUGGGGUAACACAGCAGAAAGCUCAAGUUCAAGGUGAACACAGCCCUGUUCCAGAGAGAAAGGACAAGAGAAAAAUCCAAGCAGCUCUGCAGAAACACAGUUAAUCUCUAAACCUGCUACCUGUGCCUCCUCUGCUAGGCAAUUACAGACCUGGAAUAAAAUAUUCCUUGA
This is a messenger RNA of Aquila chrysaetos chrysaetos, 2032 nucleotides long. Its product is annotated as caspase-1-like. The coding region runs from base 627 to 1811 and encodes 394 amino acids. NCBI's taxonomy places the organism in Eukaryota, Metazoa, Chordata, Aves, Accipitriformes, Accipitridae. The transcript has 11 exons. The record is from RefSeq and is a predicted model, not a curated record. Gene Ontology annotation, molecular function: cysteine-type endopeptidase activity. Gene Ontology annotation, biological process: regulation of apoptotic process; proteolysis.